This is a messenger RNA of Bubalus bubalis (water buffalo), 680 nucleotides long. RefSeq names its product phospholipase A2 inhibitor and Ly6/PLAUR domain-containing protein-like. The coding region runs from base 231 to 548 and encodes 105 amino acids. NCBI's taxonomy places the organism in Eukaryota, Metazoa, Chordata, Mammalia, Artiodactyla, Bovidae. The record is from RefSeq and is a predicted model, not a curated record. The transcript is spliced from 4 exons.
CCCGCUCUCUAAUUGCAGGGUACCCACUGAGCUGUGAGGUGUGUGUUGGUGACAGUCCCAGUUGCAGAAGAAAACUGCAGACUUGAGCCCCGGAUGAGGACUCCUGCAUAGUUGUCCAGACUGAGACCAACAGAAAGGCCUCCUUGGCGGUGACCAGCUACAAGGGGUGUGCGAAAUCCAGCCAGUGUGAGUCCGGAUUCUUUGGUAUCACCGUGAACCCUGAGAACUACAUGGGCUCCAAGAGGCGCUGCUGCCAGAAGGAUGGCUGCAACCAGGACCCCCUGCCCGCGUUCGUGAGAAACCAUACAGAGAAUGGCCUUCGGUGUCCUUCCUGCAUCGCUGCCUUUACGGAAACAUGCACUGCGACUGCGGAAGCGCUCUGCGUUGGCGAGGAAACCCACUGUGUCGCCGUGUCUGGCCUCAUGCGGCCUGGUGACAAAUUUGCCAUCCAGGGCUGUGGUACCAAGACCGCCUGCCACACCAAGCCCGGGACCCUGGUGCCCUCAGGCGCUCGUUUGUUCACCAUCAAGAAGACCAGCUGUCUUUGAAGCCCCCAGGCUUCUGGCAAGGCUGAGUGAAGAACUGAGGCCCAUGUGGUGUUUGGCCUCCAUUCCUUCUCAGCUACGGUUCUAGAAAUUCCUAUGGUUCCCAUGGGUCUAUAAAUUAAACAAGUUAACAGA